CACUUCCGUUUCCCCUGCGUCACGAAGACCCAGAAGUGACACUACUUGGAGGCAGACAGUGAUUGCAUUGAUACCUUGUGUGCGGAUCUCUGAACGGUGAAUGACAGAGGCUGCUUAUUGUAACCCAGACUGACCCAGUGAAAAGACCAGGUUUCCAUCCUUCCUUCCAAUAUGAGCUGGCUUUGUGCGUUUGCAUUCAGCGCAGUGAGCUUACAAAGUGCGCAGAUGGUUUUGUCUCGGUAGCUAGCGCUAGCUCUGCAAAGCUGCUAUCAGUGGUCCGCUCCAGCUGUACCAUUCACACCACAGACACGCGCUUUCAUUUGCUAAGUCCCCAUCAUGAAUCUGUUUCGUCUGGUGUGCCGCCACAAGACAGCCCUGGUCAUUGGCACAGUUUGCAGCUUUGCUGUAGUUCUUGUCUUCUUAGCAAAAUGCACAUCAGAAACCCUAAAACAGGGUCACCCCGAUCCUCCUGGCAGAGCCCCCCAAGCCAUCGGUUUUCAGUCCCGCCCAGCGCAGCAGAAUCCUCCCUCCGCAUCCAAAGACUUGUCAGCAUUUCUCGUGGUCCUCAUCACAACAGGACCGAAGUACACGGAACGACGUAGUAUUAUCCGCAGCACCUGGCUUGCUAAGCGGGACUCUGAUGUUCUGGCCAUGUUUGUAGUAGGAACACAGGGCCUUUCCAGUGAGGACCUUCAGAAUCUUAACACGGAGCAAGGGCGGCACAAGGACUUACUCUUACUGCCCGACUUGCGAGACUCUUACGAGAACCUGACCCUCAAACUGCUGCACAUGUACACCUGGCUGGACCAGAACGUUGAGUUCACGUUUGUCCUGAAAGCAGAUGACGACACAUUCGCUCGCUUGGACCUCCUCAAAGAGGAGCUGAAGGGGAAGGAGCCCAACCGGUUGUACUGGGGCUUCUUCUCAGGGAGAGGCCGGGUGAAAUCGGCGGGGAAGUGGCGCGAAAGCUCGUGGGAGCUGUGCGAUUACUACCUCCCCUACGCGCUGGGCGGCGGCUACGUGCUCUCGGCCGAUCUGGUGCAUUACGUGCGUCUUAAUGCAGGAUACUUCAAGACGUGGCAGAGCGAGGACGUGUCGCUGGGCGCGUGGCUGGCACCGGUAGACAUCCGGCGGACCCACGACCCACGCUUUGACACGGAGUACAAAUCACGCGGUUGCAACAACAAAUACCUGGUGACGCAUAAGCAGAGCUUGGAGGACAUGUUGGAAAAACAUCAGACUCUGCAGCGCGAUGGCAGGCUCUGCAAGGAGGAAGUCAAGCUGCGCCUGUCCUACGUGUAUGACUGGAGUGUGCCACCCUCACAGUGCUGCCAAAGAAAGGAUGGGAUCCCGUAAUCAUUGUUUUCUAAAAGGCUGAAGUUCACUUUAUAUCUAUAGUCAUGUCGUCCAAGUCAGGAAUAUUAGCGGAUUUUUCCUUUCCACCAAGUCUCCAUUGUUAGACUGUUUAAAGUCACCUAACUGAUACAAGACAUUAUACAAAUUGUAGCAUUUGUGAAAACACAAAAAGGGUGCAAUUCACUGUUUUUUGUUUUAUUUUUGUUUUAUCAUGUUAAAGCAGCUUUAGGAGCUCUAAACCUACAACUAAUUUCAUUUCACUUUUGUGUGGCUUUGACAUGUUAUAGCUGUGGAUGUGAGGGUUUGGAUGGAGAAAAAGCCAUGAACUAAAAGAUUCACAUUUUCACAAAUCUGAAGCUGUUUUUCAAACACUUUUUUGGGGGGCUCCACGCAUUAAUACUCGCUUUUACGUGGUUAUAGAGCCAAAAUCACCCGUUUAAAUCAGAGCUACAGCUUUUAGUACGAUGUCGGGUAUCAGUUUUACGGCUUGAUGUUGUUUAACAAGAGGGAACUGCCAAGAGAUAUUGGCCCUCGAGUAUUUUAACAGAAGCCAUCUUCAGUCCUGCUUCGUUGUCGAGCCCCUUCGGUUUUACUGUCAGUGCUUACCUUAUCACCUUCUGGUGGCCUACUUCUUUUCAGU
Molecule: messenger RNA, 1996 nt
Organism: Oreochromis niloticus (Nile tilapia)
Lineage: Eukaryota; Metazoa; Chordata; Actinopteri; Cichliformes; Cichlidae
Gene: b3galt6
Product: UDP-Gal:betaGal beta 1,3-galactosyltransferase polypeptide 6
Exons: 2
Coding region: 337-1356 (339 amino acids)
Biological process (GO): protein O-linked glycosylation; glycosaminoglycan biosynthetic process
Cellular component (GO): Golgi membrane
Molecular function (GO): galactosylxylosylprotein 3-beta-galactosyltransferase activity
Source: RefSeq, a predicted model, not a curated record